Molecule: messenger RNA, 1443 nt
Organism: Molossus molossus (Pallas's mastiff bat)
Lineage: Eukaryota; Metazoa; Chordata; Mammalia; Chiroptera; Molossidae
Product: 40S ribosomal protein S4, X isoform-like
Exons: 2
Coding region: 116-907 (263 amino acids)
Biological process (GO): translation
Cellular component (GO): cytosolic small ribosomal subunit; ribosome
Molecular function (GO): structural constituent of ribosome; RNA binding
Source: RefSeq, a predicted model, not a curated record
ACCAUCGCGUCGGAGGCCGAGACACGAGCGCGGCGGGCGACGACUUGCUCCUCCUCCGCUUCAUUUCGUUUUAAUUAGGCAAGAAGACGGUCCUCUAUCCGUGCCCACCUAAGCCAUGGCCCGUGGUCCCAAGAAGCAUCUGAAGCGUGUAGCGGCUCCAAAGCACUGGAUGCUGGAUAAACUGACCGGUGUGUUUGCCCCCCGGCCAUCCACCGGUCCCCACAAGCUGAGAGAGUGUCUCCCUCUCAUCAUCUUCCUGAGGAACAGACUGAAGUACGCCCUCACAGGCGACGAAGUCAAGAAGAUCUGCAUGCAGCGCUUCAUCAAGAUCGAUGGCAAGGUCCGAACCGAUGUCACCUACCCUGCUGGGUUUAUGGAUGUCAUCAGCAUUGACAAGACCGGAGAGAAUUUCCGUCUGAUCUAUGACACCAAGGGUCGCUUUGCCGUUCAUCGUAUUACACCCGAGGAGGCCAAGUACAAGCUGUGCAAAGUGAGGAAGAUCUUUGUGGGCACAAAGGGAAUCCCUCAUCUGGUGACCCACGAUGCGCGCACCAUCCGCUACCCCGAUCCCCUCAUCAAGGUGAACGACACCAUCCAGAUUGAUCUGGAGACCGGCAAGAUCACCGAUUUCAUCAAGUUCGACACCGGUAACCUGUGCAUGGUGACCGGGGGUGCCAACCUGGGAAGAAUCGGCGUGAUCACCAACAGGGAGAAACACCCUGGCUCGUUUGACGUGGUUCAUGUGAAAGAUGGUAAUGGCAACAGCUUUGCCACCCGGCUCUCCAACAUUUUUGUUAUCGGCAAAGGCAACAAGCCGUGGAUCUCCCUGCCCCGUGGCAAGGGCAUCCGCCUCACCAUUGCCGAAGAGAGAGACAAGAGACUGGCGGCCAAACAGCUGGUGAAGUGAGCCGGCGUGCCGCGGUUAGAGGGAUCUUUAUGCUUCGUUCAGGUUAACACAGCGCGGGGCGGGGGGCCGGGGAUUGGCGUGCCCACUAAGGUGUUAGUGUUCAUCCACAACCUACAUUCGUUCCCUCCUCCUCUGGGCUUAACAGCAGAAUGAGUGUGACAGCCCCUACCCUGAGUCAGUCUCUCCCUAGCCUCUUCCUCUGUGCACACCCGGUUAGCUCAUCGUGCUUUUCAGCCUGUGGCGGCCCUGAAAGCUCCUGCUCGUUUCUUCGUUGAUUCCUUGAGUCGCAUUUCUUACGUUCUGUCUCCUGGCCGCAUCGGCAGGUGCUCUCACGUGCUCUCUCUGUCUAUUUGAGUUUGUAGGUUUCUAGUAAAAUAAGUUUUGUUUUGAUUGCUUAUAUAAUUGUAAUUGAAAUGCAGGUAUAGAUUCUAGUUCAUGAUAAUGGAUUGAUACUGGUUUAUUAAAUGUAACGAGCACUAUGUACUACCUUAAUUUUUCUGUAAAUGUAAGAUUUCUUUAAAAUAAAGCCUAUUAAA